Molecule: messenger RNA, 1817 nt
Organism: Lucilia cuprina (Australian sheep blowfly)
Lineage: Eukaryota; Metazoa; Arthropoda; Insecta; Diptera; Calliphoridae
Product: cytochrome P450 4d2-like
Exons: 5
Coding region: 73-1656 (527 amino acids)
Molecular function (GO): oxidoreductase activity, acting on paired donors, with incorporation or reduction of molecular oxygen; heme binding; iron ion binding
Source: RefSeq, a predicted model, not a curated record
UCAGACAAGCCUCUAGCGAUUUUACUUUCAAUCAAAAUAAUUCAGUAGUAAUUUUGCUCUUCACAAGACAACAUGUUUUUCGAAUUAAUAUUGGGUCUAAUCGGUCUACUAUUUGUGUGGGACUAUUUAAAUAAAAAACAUCGUUAUGAAAUAUUAGAUAAAUCGGGUAUACCGGGACCCAAACCUUUGCCUAUUGUAGGCAAUGCUGUGCAUAACCGUCAUGUUAAUAGUGAUAAUCUAAUUGAAUUUGCUCGUGAAAAUAAAAUAAAAUAUGGUAAAAUUUAUCGCUUUUGGAUGCUUCAUCAAGUCAGUGUUAUGGUCUUGGAUCCAAAAUAUUUGGAAAUCAUCUUAAGCAGUCAACAGAUGAUUAAGAAAAGUAGUUUAUAUGAUUUUGUGGAAGGUUGGCUGGGUCGUGGUUUACUUUUAAGUUGGGGCAAGAAAUGGCAUUCGAGACGUAAGAUUAUAACGCCAACCUUCCACUUUAAGAUACUCGAACAGUUUGUGGAGAUUUUCGAUCAACAAAGUGCUGUUAUGGCUAAGAAAUUGUAUGAGAAGGCUGAUGGUAAAACGGCAAUUGAUAUUUUUCCGUUGGUGUGUUUGUGUGCUUUGGAUAUUAUAGCGGAAACUGCUAUGGGUGUUAAAGUAAAUGCUCAAGAACAGCCGGGUCUAGAAUAUCCACAAGCUAUAACUACACUCUCUCGCAUAACGGCAAAUCGUUUUGUAAGACCCUUACAAAGAACCGAUUUUCUAUUCCGUUUAACCGCACCCAAACAAUAUCAAGAAUCACAGCGUUGCAUCAAGGUUCUACAUAAAUUCACCACAGAUGUUAUUGAACAAAGACGUGAGGCACUCGAAAAGAAGCAAAAGGAAGGUUCUGUAACAAGUAAGUUUUUCUUGAAAUUUACGCAAACUUUCUAUAAACGAUAUUUUGUUUCACUUUCAGAUGAAGCAGAAGAUUCAGAAUUGAAUACUAAAAAACGCAUGGCUUUAUUAGAUGUUUUAUUGCAAUCUACCGUAAAUGGUGCACCUUUAACUAAUGAGGAUAUACGUGAAGAAGUUGAUACCUUUAUGUUUGAGGGUCAUGAUACCACUACUAGUGGCAUAUCAUUUGCUUUGUACUUAAUAGCCCGACACCCGAAAGUGCAAACAAAACUUGUGGAGGAAAUCAAAGAAGUUAUGGGCACCGACAAAAAUAAACCGGUAACAUAUCGUGAGCUGCAGGAUUUGAAAUAUAUGGAAUGUGUUAUAAAGGAAACUCAACGUUUAUAUCCCUCAGUACCAGUUAUAGGCAGAGAAAUAACUGAAGACACACAAGUGGGUGAUAUAACCAUACCGGGUAAAACAAAUUUAAGUUUAAACUUAUUUAUGGUUUUACGUGAUCCCGAUUACUUCAGCGAUCCGGAUAUUUUUAAACCCGAACGUUUCGAUAGUGUUGAUGGUGAAAAAAUCAAUCCCUUCGCCUAUACUCCUUUUUCGGCUGGUCCACGUAACUGUAUUGGCCAAAAGUUUGCCAUGUUGGAAAUGAAGAGUACUUUAUCGAAAAUGUUGCGUCAUUUUGAAUUAUUGCCGCUGGGUCCUGAUGUUAAACCAGUCAUUAAUUUAAUUUUACGUUCUAAUACCGGUAUUCAUAUUGGACUUAAACCCAGAGAAUUAUAAAAGGCUGAUAAAGUAAAUUAUAUAGUUAUUUCCCAUUGGACCGAAAAUGGGGAUAAGUGUAUGUAAUUAUUAUUAUACAGUAUUAUUAUAAAGUUUGCUAAACUUAAGUUAAAAGUAUUAUUAGACUUGGAGUUCUUAAAUAAAUGUUUAAAAAAUAAAAA